This is a messenger RNA of Quercus lobata, 4467 nucleotides long. Its product is annotated as probable disease resistance protein At4g27220. The record is from RefSeq and is a predicted model, not a curated record. Gene Ontology annotation, molecular function: ADP binding. Bases 102 to 4202 code for a protein of 1366 amino acids. The transcript is spliced from 5 exons. Lineage: Eukaryota; Viridiplantae; Streptophyta; Magnoliopsida; Fagales; Fagaceae.
GAGAAUUGGAAGCAAGUGCAAUUAAUUCCUCAAUUUACUUUAUUGCGCAGUUGGUGGCAAUUGUUUCCUUGUCACUUGUACCCACUAGGGAGUCAACGAGGAUGGACAUAUUGACGGGAUGCACGGGCUCCAUUGCAGCUGAAGUUGUAAAAUGCACAGCAAAGCCCGUCAUACGUCAUGUUGGUUAUUUGUUCCGUUUCAAGAAAACUGUUGAUGAUCUUACCAAAGCAAAAACAGACCUGCAAGUAGAGCAGCAAAAGGUGCAAGAGGCUAUCGAGCGAGCUGCAAUGAACAAUGAGAUUGCUGAGAAGGAUGUAGAAAGGUGGUUGGCAAAUGUGAAUCAACUCAUGGAAGAAGUACAGGCUUUGGAAAUUAAAGUACAAGUAAAUUUGAGGUUCUGUAACGGCUGGUGUCCUGAUUGGAUUCGGCAAUACAAGUUAUGUAAGGAAGCCAUUCAGAAGACAAAUGUUGUCAAAGAGCUCCAAGAUAAGGGCAAAUUUUCUGAAUUGACCCAUCGUGCUCCGACUCCUGGCAUAGAGAUCUUUUCAUCUAGUGAUUUCGAGGUGUUUGAAUCAACAAAAUUGGCUUUCCAACAAAUUAUGGAGGCAUUGCAUGAUGAUAACAAUAAAAGGAUUGGACUGCAUGGAAUUGGAGGGAUUGGGAAAACAACCCUGGUGAAUGAAGUAUACAAGAAAGUCAAAGGAUUGAAUAUUUUCAAUGACAUUCUGAUGACUGUUGUGUCCCAGACUCCUGAUGUUAGAAGAAUUCAUGAUGAAAUUGCAGGCUGUUUAAAUUUGGAUUUUAAAGGUAAGAGCGAAAUGGCAAGAGCAAGUGAAAUAUGCUUAAGAAUAAAGAGUAAAGAAAAAAUCCUCAUAAUCCUUGAUGAUGUUUGGAAAGAUGUCAACUUAGAAGCUAUUGGAAUUCCAUCUUGUGAUGAUCACAGGGGUUGCAAGAUGCUUUUGACUACUCGAAGUGUGCAUGUAUGCAAUUUGAUGCGUUGUCAAAGGAAAAUUCCAUUAAAUUUCUUAGUGGAGGAAGAAUCAUUGGCUUUGAUGAAAAAAACCGCUAUAGUUGAUGAUUGCCCAGGCUUGAAUGAUGUGGUACUAGAAGUUGUUAAAGAAUGCAAAGGUUUGCCUAUAGCAAUCAUUACAGUGGGAAAGGCUCUUACAGGAAAAUCCCUCAAUGAUUGGAAUGUGGCAAUGCAUCAACUAAGAAAGUCUAGACUUGUUGAUAUUGAAGGUGUUGAUGAAGAAAAUAAUGCUUAUGCAUGUCUUAAGUGGAGUUUUGAUCAAUUAAAACGCAAAACCAAGUUAUGCUUUUUGUUGUGUUCUUUAUUUCCAGAAGAUUAUUAUAUUCCUGUUGAGGAAUUGACUAGAUAUGUCAUGGGACUAGAGGAGGAUGAAUAUUUUGACUCACUUAAUGAGGAAAGGAUCCAAGUGCGUGCUGCAAUCAAUAGCCUCAAAGAUUCUUCUUUACUACUAGAAUGUUCUACAGAAAAAUUUGUGAAGAUGCAUGACAUGGUUCGUGAUAUUGGCUUAUGGAUAACAUCGAAAGGGGACAAUGAAUUCAAGCUAAUAGCCUGCACUCGUUUAGAGAGAAACACAAACUUUGAAAGAGCCACAGCAAUCUCCUUGAUUGAUUUCAACACCAAACAACUUCCUGAUAAAUUGGUAUGUCCAAGACUCAACAUUUUGUUAUUGCGUGGAAUUCAAAGUUCCAAAAAUAUCUCUAACGCAUUAUUUGAAGGGAUGAAUUGUCUCAAGGUUUUAUCACUACAUCACAUAAUCUUAUCAACACAAUCACUCAAAUUAUCGACAAACCUUCGGACCUUAUAUUUGGAAAACUGCGAUUUCAGUGAUGACCUCUCUUCAUUGGGAAAGCUAAAGAGACUUGAGACUUUAAGCUUUUACAGAUGUGGAAUAAAUGCAUUGCCGAGUGAGUUAGGGGAAAUGGUGAGUUUAAAAAUGCUAGAUUUGACGGGUUGUAAUCAACUGCAACAGAUUCCACCAAAUGUGAUAGGAAGAUUAUCCCAAUUAGAAGAACUAAUCAUUAGUAGCCGCUUCAAGAAUUGGGAUGUUGAAGGGACAACCUCAGAAAUAAGCAACCCUAACUUGUCAGAGUUGAACUCAUUACUCCGCUUGGUUAAUCUCUCUCUAGAGUUGAACUCGAAUCAUUUACCCAAAGGCUUUGUUUUCCCGGACUUGCAUAGAUAUUUCAUAGUGAUUGGCGAACAGUUAUCGACUCCUGUGCCACCUUGGCAAACGCUUGGCGAACCGUUAUGGACUCCUGGGACACCUUGGCGAACCCUGGUAAUCGAAGAUUUGAAUGCCUCCUCAAUGAACGCAUUGAAGUCCUUGUUCCAUACCGUGGAAUAUAUUUCGAUUCAGUCUCGUGAGAUGGAAUGCAUUGUUGAUACAAUAUGUGAGGGGCCCAACCAGUAUGAAAUCUUCAGCAAUCUCACAGUUUUUAAAGCAUCUGGAUGCCCGAGAUUGAUCAGUCUCUCCUCGCCGUCCCUUGCUCAACCAAUAUGUCUCUCAAAAUUAGAGACUCUUGAGGUAUGGAAUUGCAGAAAACUGGAAUAUAUCUUUCCUAUCUCAGUUGCUCGAGGUCUUCAGCAACUAGAAAGGCUAAGAUUAGGAAAUCUUCCUCGAUUAAAGAAAGUAUUCGGCCAGAACAGAGAAGGAGAAGUUGGGGAUUGUGAAAUAGAGAGUCACCAUCAACCUACAGGCUUCCCAAAAUUAAAGACUAUUGAGGUAGUGAAUUGCGGAAAUCUGGAAUAUAUGUUUCCGAUCUCAAUUGCUCGAGAUCUUCCCCAACUAGAAAGUCUAUCAUUAAAAAAUCUUCCUCAAUUAAAGAAAGUAUUCGGCCAGAACAGAGAAGGAGAAGUUGGGGAUUGUGAAAUAGAGAGUCACCAUCAACCUUCAGGCUUCCCAAAAUUAAAGACUAUUGAGGUAGUGAAUUGCGAAAAUCUGGAAUAUAUAUUUCCGAUCUCAAUUGCUCGAGAUCUUCCCCAACUAGAAAGUCUAACAUUAGAAGAUCUUCCUCAAUUAAAGCAAGUGUUUGGCCAUGAAAAAGGAGGAGAUGAUGGGGAUGGAAACAACAACGUGCUAUCUAAGUUGAAAAACUUAAGAUUAAAGAACAUACCAGAGCUUGUCAGUUUGGGUGGAGGAAAUAGUUCUUCAGUUUGGCCAUCAUUGCCAUUGGAGAGCCUAGCAGUGGUGAACUGUCCUAAAGUGAAGUUGGCUGAUGUGGAAGCGAAUGUGCCAGCUCUGCAAAAGCUUCAAAAUUUACAGAUCUUGUCUGUGGACGAUUGGAAUGCAACUUCAUUUGAUUUGAUGCAAGGUUUGUCAAAUUUGGAAGAAUUAGAAAUUAAAAAUUGUGAAGGAAUCCAAGAGGUGAUUAAGCUUGAAGGGCUUCUUACUAUAAAAGGAGAACAACACGAUCUGUUACUCCCAAGAUUGAAGAAAAUAUUGUUGAUUGAUCUACAUCAACUGAGGUGCAUAUGGAAAGGUGCAACUAAACUUAUAAAUCUCAAAAAUCUUGAAUAUUUAAAAGUCAAAGAGUGCAAAAAAUUGACGCAUCUCUUCACACCGGCCCUCGCUCAAAGCUUACAAAAGUUGAAAUUUCUUGAAAUUGAAGGGUGUGACGAAUUGGAGCAUAUAAUUGUUGAAAAUGUAGAAGAACAGGUCUCAUCAGAGAGUCAUCUCCAACCUUUAUGCUUCCCUAACCUGAAAAGAGUCAAUGUCACAUACUGCAAUAAAUUGAAAUAUCUCUUUCCCAUGACCAUCGCUGAUAGUCUUUUAGAACUAAAGAUUCUCGUAGUAAAAGAAAACUCUCAAUUAAUGGAAGUAUUCACACAUGAAGGAGACGCUGGAGUUCAGAAAGAUGUAACGCUCCCUCAACUAGAAUUGAUGGGACUCAUAGAUCUACCAAGCCUUGUUAACUUCUGCCCAAAGAACUAUCAGUUUAUACUGCCAAAAUGGGACGAUUUAAGAGUGGAAAGCUGUAAGAAGAUGAGGACGACUUUUACCCGUACUCCAGACAGAAGUGUGCUUAUAAAUGGAGAGGUUGCCCAGAUAGACGAGCCUACAGGGACUUCAACAAUUUCUCCAGUGCUUACCAUAUGCCCUGCCAACAACGAUAUAACAUGGACGACAGGUGAAUUCUCAUUAGAUGUAUUCUUAUUUUACCACGUAUUCUAAAGAUGGUGAUUUGGAUUUAUUAUGAUCUUUUCUACACACGGGGCUUAAAUUUGUGGCGGGCUUAUGGAUGGAUGGACGUGCUACUUCUGUAGAGGUCUCCGUCCUCAAAAUAUUCUCAUCUCUGUAUUUCACAACUCUUUUGCUUUCUAUUUAUUUGAUGUGUGUGUUUUAUUUUAUUUUAUUUUUUAUAGAUAAUGUGUUUUUUCUUUUUAUUUCUUGAACAAGAGACAAAUAUUUGUACAACUUUUUUUAAGUGAUAAUAUAU